AUGGCUCAGAUGGCGAAGAUCAAGGAGAUUGAGGACGAGAUGGCCAGGACGCAGCGCAACAAGGCCACGGAGGGACACCUGGGGAUGCUCAAGGCCAAACUCGCCAAGCUCAAGAGGGAGAUGGUGGACGCGGCGACCAAGGGCGGCGGCGGCGGCGGCGGGGACGGCUUCGAGGUCAGCAAGGUCGGGGACGCGCGCGUCGGCUUCGUCGGCUUCCCGUCGGUCGGCAAGUCCACCCUGCUCACCAAGCUCACGGGGACGUUCUCGGAGUCCGCCGACUACGAGUUCACGACGCUGACGGCGGUUCCGGGCAUCUUGCGGUAUCGCGGCGCCCGCAUCCAGCUGCUGGACCUCCCCGGCAUCAUUGAGGGCGCCAACGACGGCAAGGGGCGCGGACGUCAAGUCAUCGCCGCCGCGCAGACGUGCGACCUCAUCCUGAUCUGCCUGGACGCGCUCAAGCCGCUCACGCACAAGAAGAUCAUCGAGCGCGAGCUCGAGGGCUUCGGAAUCCGCCUCAACAAGACGCUGCCAAACAUCACGUUCCGCAAAAAGGACCGGGGGGGUGUCUCCCUCGUGAACAACGACAAGGCGUCCAAGCUCGACCUGGACGCCGUCAAGGGCGUGCUCGCCGAGUACCGCAUCCACAACGCCGACGUCAUCGUCAAGGGCCCGUACGACAUUGACGACCUGAUCGACGUCAUCGAGGGCGCGCGCGCGUACAUCCCCGCGAUCUACGUCAUCAACAAGAUCGACCAGAUCACCCUGGAGGAGCUAUACAUCAUGGACCGCAUCUCCAAUUACUGUCCCAUCUCAAGCUACCACGAGUGGAACCUCGACACGCUCGUCCAGAUGAUAUGGGAACGCCUCGACAUGGUCCGCGUGUACACGAAGCCCAAGGGCCGCCUGCCGGACUACAACGACCCGGUCGUGAUGAAGCGCGGCAAGUGCACCGUGGAGCACUUUUGCAACAAGAUCCACAAGAUGAUGAUCAAGUCGUUCAAGCACGCGCACGUGUGGGGGUCGUCCGUGAAGCACCGGCCGCAGAAGGUGGGCAAGGAGCACGUGCUCGAGGACGAAGACAUCGUCCAGAUCGUCAAGAAGGUAUAA
Pedinophyceae sp. YPF-701 is the source of this 1107-nucleotide messenger RNA. The record is from the annotation of a GenBank genome assembly. NCBI's taxonomy places the organism in Eukaryota, Viridiplantae, Chlorophyta, Pedinophyceae.